ACAUGCAAACUCCCCACAGAGAGCUCAUGACAAGCAGCAGUGGUGACAUACGUUUAAACGUUUGAAGUAAAAAACGUUGUGAUAUACAUUUUUAUGCCGUUGUUAUGCUGAGGAUUUAUCUGCGCUACUUCAAAAUAACACGCAAGUAAUUUGUGUUUGAAGGCUGAAGGCACAGGACCCGGAACGUUUCUUUUUGUCUUCUGAGUCCACACGGAUUGUUUUUAAGGUUACACCAGCGAGUUACCAAGUGCCUCCCUUCUUACCUGUGCACCCUUCAGGAUGGCGCAGGCAGACAGCAAGGUGCUGGUCCUGGGGGCUUUAGCCGGAGUGGCAGGCGUCAGUUUGGCCGUGGUGUGGUACCAGAGCUUCAGAUCGAGGCGAAGAGCGUCGUGUCCGGGGUACUACCUGAACCGCACCAACGGACAGGGGACUAGCAUGAUGCUGGUGGACGGUCCAGGUCUGCCCAGGGGUCAGGCCGAGGUGCUGGAGCGCCUCGAGGCCCUGAUCCAGUGCGUGUCCGAGCUGAAGGACGAGAUGAAGUCGCUGAAGAACGCUCUGCCGACGCUGCCCAACCAAGUCAGGGAGGAGCUGAUGGGACGCGAGGAGGCCCAUCGAGCAAGCACCCUCCACAGGACCACGCCCACACGGAGGAAAAGAGCUGCAGCAUCCAUCGCCGGGGCCGCAGCCGGGGGGCGGAGCUCAGAGGAAGCAGAGAGUGAGGGAGGGUAUAUGACCGCACUGACAGACUCUGAUGAAGAAGAAGAGCCCAGUGAUGCAGAACAGAGCGAUGAAGAACAACCCGUAGACACGCUCCGUGUUCUUCUGGAGAGGAUCGAGCUUUUGCACCAGGGUACAGACUCUGAAAAAAGAGAAAGUCUACAACUCCUUCUGGAGAACAGGGAUGAGUUUGGACAGAACUCAUUAUUUCUCUGGCGGCUGAUCCGAGCGUACUGUGAUGUCCAUGAUAUCAGCUCCACUCUGGAGGAGAAGAAGACCCAUGCAGAAACUGGGAAGAGAGUUGGUGAGGAGGCAGUGUCCCUGAACCCUACAUGUGCUGAAAGUCAUCAGUGGUACGCCAUCAUGUGUGGAAUAAUGGCAGAAUAUGACACAGUGCAGAACAAAAUAAAGAACGGAUACAUCUUUAAGGAUCAUCUGGAUAAAGCCAUUGAGCUGAAGCCACAAGACCCCUUGUCCUACUACCUGCUGGGCCGCUGGUGCUACGCUGUGGCUCAGUUGUCGUGGAUUGAGAGGAAAGUUGCUGCUACGUUAUUUGGAGACCCUCCAAGUGCCACAGUGGAAGAUGCACUGAAUAACUUUCUUAAGGUUGAAAACAUCCAGCCAGGAUAUUCCAAAGUGAACUACGUGUUUCUAACUAAGUGCUACAAAGACCUGGGUCAGAGAGAAAAGGCCAGGAAGAUGUGUGAAGCUGCGUGUUCCAUGGAUGCUGUGUCGAAAGAGGAUGAAGAUUCCCAGAAGGAGCUGGACGCGCUCCGCCCCGCGCUCGGGGUGUGACCACAGUGUGUGUGUGUGUGUGUGUGUGUGUGUGUGUGUGUGUGUGUGUGUGUGUGUGUGUGUGUGUGUGUGUGUGUGUGUGUGUGUGUGUGUGUGUGUGUGUGUGUGUGUGUGU
Molecule: messenger RNA, 1627 nt
Organism: Gymnodraco acuticeps
Lineage: Eukaryota; Metazoa; Chordata; Actinopteri; Perciformes; Bathydraconidae
Product: regulator of microtubule dynamics protein 2
Exons: 11
Coding region: 280-1512 (410 amino acids)
Cellular component (GO): mitotic spindle pole; cytoplasm; spindle microtubule
Molecular function (GO): microtubule binding
Source: RefSeq, a predicted model, not a curated record